Molecule: messenger RNA, 2531 nt
Organism: Girardinichthys multiradiatus
Lineage: Eukaryota; Metazoa; Chordata; Actinopteri; Cyprinodontiformes; Goodeidae
Gene: ecd
Product: ecdysoneless homolog (Drosophila)
Exons: 14
Coding region: 234-2240 (668 amino acids)
Cellular component (GO): nucleus
Source: RefSeq, a predicted model, not a curated record
AUUAUCCAAACUUCCCUUUGCUGUUAUUUAUAAAGAGUCUCGCGAACGUUUUUCAUAAAAUGCGAUGCAACCCAUUAAAGCGAGCAUUUUAUCUUUAGACUUUUUUUAUGAUCAGUAGAUUUAUGAAACCGGAACCUUCCGGCAAGUAUUUUACAGUGAAGCCGACUAAAAAUUUGGGACGGACCUAAUUGUUGACAAACGGCGUGAUAAUCGUUUCUCUAAAGAAAAUCUCGAUGGACGCCCUCCAGAGGAGGGGGAUUCGGGAAGAUCUGGUUCAGUACCAACUCUUCUUGGUCCAGACAGACGGUACAUCUCCGCAGCAGACCGAAGAACGCCUCAAACACCUGGCAGAGGAAAUUUUGGCUAACGUUGCCCAACUUCUGGUCCAAUACAUCUGGCAGGAGCAGCCGUUUAACCUCAAAUACCACCCUGAGAAAGGAGAUGUUCCUGCGCACAUUGGAGGCAGCACUCGGUUCGGAGACAACAUUGAGGAUGAGUGGUUUAUUGUUUACCUCCUGCAGCAGGUCACAGAGUUAUUCCCAGAACUUGUAGCCAGAGUUGAGGACAAUGAUGGGGAUUUUCUUCUUAUUGAAGCAGCUGAUUACCUUCCCAGGUGGCUAAACCCAGACACAAGUGAAAACAGGGUUUUCAUCUCCAGGGGAGAGUUGCACAUCCUUCCUUGCCCAUCCAAAUCCAGUUUAAUGGGCUUCUCACUCGACGUGGUCCCCAGUUUGGCCCAAGCUCUAGCACUGCUCUUUGCUCACCCAGAAGCUUGUCAGGCGAGCCCCAAAAUUCGUUCAGUUCUAAAGAAAAGGCUACGAGGGUACCCAGAGAAAAUAAAAAAUAAUCUCCACCGGGCCCACUGCUUCAUACCUGCAGGAAUUGCCUCUGUUCUGGCACAGCGUCCAGACUUGGUUGCCCCUGCAGUCUCUGCCUUCUACCUGCGGGAUCCAGUGGACCUGCAAGCCUGCCGUGACUUCAAGAUCUUUCCUCCUGAUACUAGAGUCGUCACUUUGGUAAAGGUGACAUUCACCCGCUGCCUGUAUGCCCAGCUGCAACAGCAGCAGUUCACCCCAGAUCGGAGGUGCGGCUUCAACCUGCCUCCUCCCUCUCAUCCAUUGUACAAGGCUUAUGACCUUGGAAUGAAACUGGCCCAUGGCUUUGAGAUCCUGUGCUCUAAGUGCAGACUGCCGUCUUUAGAGCCCGAUGCUCCUGUAAGCUGCAACCCUCAGUGGAAAAGCUUUUUGGAAAGUCUAAAAAAGAACGGCUACUUCCGAGGCCAGCUGGAAGGUUCAGCCGUUUACAAAGAACUCUUAAGAUCUGCAGAAAUUUUCUUCAAACAGUCGGUUGGCCCAAAGUCAGGCUUCCUUUCUGCAGGCGAGGAGGUUCUCCAGCUGCUUCACAGCAGUCCAUUCAACCUGGAAGAGUUAAAGAAACUUGAGACACAGCUCCCCCAGGAGGACAGUGACAGCUGGUUGGAUAUCACUGCUCAACAUUUAGAGCAGUUGCUGCAGGAGAGAAGCGGCGGGUUCGCCGAUGUCGGCAGCAAAAGCUGCAGUUCUGCCAAGCAGAAACUGCGAGUCGAGGAUGCUGCAGAGAAGGUGAAGGAGACUGAGGAGGAUACGAGGAAGGAAGAAGCAGGUUACAGUCUUGUAGCUGUCAGUCAAGGGAUGAAGGACUUCCUCAAUGCCAUGUCAUCUCAUGAAGGGGCAGAACCACCCUGGUGCAGUCCAACUCAGCCUUUUAGUUUUGACCCAGACUCGAUGGCCAGUGCACUAGAUAGGUUAUUAGGAAGCAAAGAAGAAGAGCUAGAUUCAGAUGAUCUGGAUGAUGAUUAUGAUGAUGACGAUGAUGAGGAGGCGGUAGACGAGACAGGGGAAGGCUCGUCUGAUCAUGUAGAGAUGAUGGGGACAGAAACUCUGGACAGCCUCAAAAGAUACAUGGACCAAAUGGAUCAGGAGCUGAAAAGCACUAAUGUAGGACAAAGCUUCAGUCAAAUGAAUUACAACAAGGCUGGCAUGGACAACGGGUCCUCUCAUUCCCCGAUGGGAGACGGGCCUCCGACAGAGGAGGGAGGAGUUGAUGAAACUGAGGAGGAGAUCCAGCCUUUAGACAUUGAUGUCAACUUGGUUGCAAAUCUCUUGGAGUCUCUGAGCAACCAGGCUGGCCUGGCUGGACCUGCCUCUAACCUGCUGCAGAGCCUAGGCAUACAACUACCACCCAACUCAGAUCCCUCAUAGAGAAGAGGACUGAACUUAAGAAUCAGAAACUAGUUCACAUUGUGAUGAAUAAAGAGAAGACAAAAUCUGGUGUCUUUGCUGUCAAAGAGUUUUGCUGGCCUCAACCAUAAAUCAAAAUAUUUGUUUUCCAUCCGUUCCAAGUGUGUUUGAAAUCACUCAAAACUAAACGGAACCUGUUUAUAUGGACUUUUAAUAUAUCCUUAUUUGUGUACUACUGCCAUUGGAUGUGUGUGUUUUUACCAGGUAAAUGUAAUUAUUACACGGAAUAAAUACAUUUUCUUAAUAGUCUUA